Molecule: messenger RNA, 2259 nt
Organism: Mizuhopecten yessoensis (Yesso scallop)
Lineage: Eukaryota; Metazoa; Mollusca; Bivalvia; Pectinida; Pectinidae
Product: dnaJ homolog subfamily C member 21-like
Exons: 21
Coding region: 103-2247 (714 amino acids)
Cellular component (GO): cytoplasm
Molecular function (GO): nucleic acid binding; zinc ion binding
Source: RefSeq, a predicted model, not a curated record
CUGAGGUGUGAAAUUAAUUUGACUAGGAAAAAACACGACAGCGUGUUGAUUGUGCAAGAAACCUGUGAUGUUUUGAACGAAGGUGGAGAUAGAAAACCAGAAAUGGCGGGAAGGACAAAAAUGAGAUGUCACUAUGAGGUUCUGAGUGUAGAGAGGGAUGCCGGUGCCGAAGAUCUCAAGAAAUCCUACAGAAAACUGGCUUUAAAAUGGCAUCCAGAUAAAAAUCCUGACAAUAUUGAUGAAUGUACGGCACAGUUCCGACUUGUACAGCAGGCAUAUGAUGUACUCAGUGACCCACAGGAGCGUGCAUGGUAUGACAGACACAGAGAGGCCAUACUCAAGGGAGGCCUAGGUCACGGUGACGACUACGAAGACGACAGUUUGGACGUGUUUCAGUACUUCAAUUCCUCUUGUUACUCUGGAUUCGACGACGAUGAAAAUGGAUUUUACUGUGUAUACAAGGAUGUAUUUACAAAGGUGUCUGAAGAAGAUUACAUUUUCAUGGAUGAUGAUGAAAGUGACUGUGAUUUUCCAGAAUUUGGUGAUUCUAAGAGUUCUUAUGAAGAAGUGGUGAAGCCAUUCUACGACUUCUGGGAGAGUUUCCAGACAGCCAAGUCAUUUGUGUGGGUGGAGAAAUAUGAUACAAGGGAGGCACCAGACCGCCGAUGUCGCAGGCUCAUGGAGGCUGAAAACAAGAAGCUAAGGGAUGUCGCCAAAAAGGAGAGGAAUGAACAGAUUAGGGCCUUGGUGAAGUUUAUAAAGAAACGUGACAAACGAGUACAAGCAUACAAAAAACUUUUGGAGGAAAGGAAUGAAGAAAUAAAGAAGAAAACUAAAGAAAACCGAGAGAGACAGAUCAAAGAAAAGCAGAAGAAAAUGGAGAACUACAAAGAGACGGACUGGUCAGCCAUGACAGAGCUCGAGGAUGACCUACAGAAGCUAGAGAAAAGUCUGUCUCACCAGUUUGGGGAGGUGCACGCAGAAGAAGACGGGAGUGAAGAAGGGGAUCAGAGGAAUGAGGAGGAGGAAGAAGAAGAAGAGGAAUACUAUGAUGACUUCUUCUGUGUAGCCUGUAACAAGGCGUUCAAGAGUGAUAAAGCAUUUUCAAAUCAUGAGCGGUCCAAGAAACACAAAGAAAAUGUAGCAUUUUUACGACAACAGAUGCAAGAAGAGGAUAGCGAGCUGGCAGAGGUUUUGGAGGGGCUUGACCUCGGAGAUGACCUGGGUACAGAGCCUCGGGAAGAGGAGGAGGAAACCAAACAAAAAUUGUCAAAAAAACAGAAGAAGAAGAGGAAACAACAGAAGCGUGCCACAUUUGAGGAAGAGGAGGAGGAGGAUGACGAGGAUGACGAACUCUCCAAGGCAGUCAAUGGAUUAGUGUGUGAGGAGGCUGAGGCCGAUACACAGGACACAAGAAAAGAAAAAACAAAGAAAAAAUGGAAAAAGAAAGGCAAUGAACAAGAAGAUGAUGAAAGUGUAAAGACAGAAGAAACUCAGACAAACAAGAGUUUACAAGAUGGUACCACUGACAAAACUGACCAGGAGGCUGACAAGGCGACUGGCCUUGCUGGGGAGACAAGUUGUAAUGGUGGUGUAGAUGGAGAAUCAGAACAGCCGUCGGUAGAGAACGAUGAAAAGGAAUCUGAUGACCUUGCUGCCACACACAACUCUCAAAGUGAUAAACAUUCUGGAAACACUCGACAAGAAAAACCUACACAGAUUUUCAAGUGCAACAUAUGUAGCAGUGUCUUUCCUACAAGGAACAAAAUGUUUGACCACAUCAAGAAAGAGGGCCAUGCAAUUAAAUUGGACGCCCCACCCCAGGAGACCACGACGAGGGACAGGAAAAACAAGCGCAAGGGUGUGACAGGCAUUCACGACAACGCUUAUAAUGUGGAGGAACAGAACAGAUUCUGUAAUGGUGAAGAUGGAGAAUCGGAGCAGCCGUCAGUAGAGAACGAUGGAAAGGAAUCUGAUGAUCUCGCUGCCACACACAACUCUCAAAUUGAUAAACAUUCUGGAAACACUCGACAAGAAAAACCUACCCAGAUUUUUAAGUGCAACAUAUGUAGCAGUGUCUUUCCUACAAGGAACAAAAUGUUUGACCACAUCAAGAAAGAGGGCCAUGCAAUUAAAUUGGACGCCCCACCCCCAGGAGACCACGAAAAGGGACAGGAAAAACAAGCGCAAGGGCAAGAGAUGACAGGAGCCGUCCGCCUAAUUUAUUGUCUUUCACUAUUAAAUUGAUGUACAUGUAUA